Molecule: messenger RNA, 511 nt
Organism: Myotis brandtii (Brandt's bat)
Lineage: Eukaryota; Metazoa; Chordata; Mammalia; Chiroptera; Vespertilionidae
Gene: MID1IP1
Product: MID1 interacting protein 1
Exons: 1
Coding region: 3-296 (97 amino acids)
Biological process (GO): regulation of lipid biosynthetic process
Cellular component (GO): cytosol
Source: RefSeq, a predicted model, not a curated record
ACAUGUACAGCCACUACAUGCUGCUCAAGUCCAUCCGCAACGAUAUCGAGUGGGGGGUCCUGCACCAGCCGCCACAGCCGGCGGGGAGCGAGGAGGGCGGCACCUGGAAGUCCAAGGACAUCCUGGUGGACCUGAGCCACUUGGAGGGCGCGGACACCGCCGAGGAGGACCUGGAACAGCAGUUUCACUACCACCUGCGCGGGCUGCACACUGUGCUCUCUAAACUCACGCGCAAAGCCAACAUCCUCACCAACAGAUACAAGCAGGAGAUUGGCUUCAGCAAUUGGGGCCACUGAGGAGGGUCGCCCACCGCUGACCAGCACCCUUCCCGGCCCCAUCUCUUACCCUCUCUUUUCUCAAAGCUAUUUUCUUUUUGGCUCUAGGGCGUGAUGGGCCAACGGCAAAUUUGGGGGGCUGAGUACGUGAAAGGUGUGCAGCAGGGCUGCAAGGAGGAGGGGGCCUCUUUUGGGAGAAGAGAAAAGAGAAGAGAAGAGAGAGAAGGGAAGGGAAG